CCAGGAAGUUUGAAAGAUUCACGCACCGAGUGGCCAUCCCAUCCCCGCAUCGCUGUAGCGCACAGGUGCGGGGCAGUCAUCUACAGCGAGCGCCGCUCCGCCAAUUACAAGCAGCGAGCGCGGCCACGUGAACAAAUCCCCUCGUCUAAAUUGAGCGGAGAGCAGCAGCUCGGAGUGAGCGGCAUCCCUGGAAGCAACACAGAGUGGGAAGUGCUAUCAGCAGGCUGAUCGGGAGCAGCAGUGCGCAGGAUCACAGGAGGUAACCCUGCCCGUUUUCACAUAGUGACUUCACUCUGACUGACGGGCUGAUAGACGCAACAAGUGACCCGAUUAAAAAGUCAUAGGAAGAAACCAUCGUUCUAGAGUGGCCAGAGUGAGAGACGAGCACAUGAGGAGCAGAAACGUCUCGCCAUCAACAUCCUGACGAGUAACCUUGCUUCUGCACCCCACCACACGCCCGCCAACUCCAGCAGUGGGCGUCAGCAGGAAGGAAACAAGUGACCACUCCUCCUGCAGGCAUGAGGUCCUUCCGUUCCUUCAGCAACGAUGACCGCCAUGUCAUGGCGAAGCACUCCACCAUCUACCCCUCCUCGCAGGAGCUGGUAGCCGUUCAGACGCUGGUGUCCACCGUCGAGUGUGCGCUCAAACAGGUCGCCGAUUGGAUGGAUCAGAGCAGCGGCGACGCCCCUAACAACAACCUCGACAGCCAACCAGCAGACAGCACAGAGGAGGACGAUCCUGGUGAGGAGCCCAGAGAAGAAGCCGAGGAAUCCAAUGAGGGAUACAGCAGAGAGUCUGGCGGUGGUGGCAUGCUCUGUGGAGUGAUGAGGGUUGGUCUGGUGGCCAAAGGACUCCUGAUCAAAGGCGACAUGGACCUGGAACUGGUGCUGAUGUGCAGAGACAAACCCACACAGACACUGCUGGACACUGUCUGUCACAAUUUACCCACACAGAUUCAGAAGCUAACGGAGGAGAAGUACGAGGUUUCAAGCUCUUUGCCUGAGGCAGCCAUCCUGGUACAAACUACAACAGAUCCAAAGCUUAAGCUGAAGAUCACCCUCACCUCACCUGCCAUGAGGGAAGAUGAAGAUCUUGAAGAGGAGGAGGAGGAGGAGGAGCAGGAGGAGGAAGGGCAAGGAGAGGAAGAGGAGCUGGAGAAUGAGGAGGAUGGUGAAGAGGUGGCGGAGCUGGCUGAAGCGGAGGCAGAGAUUGUAGAGGAGGAGCAGGAACAGGAAAAUGGUGAAGUGUUGGGUGCUGCUGCGCACACAGUGGAGGCUGAGGAGGAGGGGGAGGUGCUGGAUAGACACAGAUGUCUGUUGGCCCUGGCAGCGCUGCGACACGCCAAAUGGUUUCAGGCUCGAGUGAACGGACUCAAGUCCUGUGUUAUCGUUCUCAGGAUACUAAGAGACAUGUGCAAUAGACACCCCAUUUGGGAACCUCUCAAAGGAUGGCCAUUAGAGCUCAUAUGCGAGAAGGCCAUCGCCACUUGCAACAGACCUCUUGGAGCAGGAGAAGCGCUCCGUCGAGUCAUGGAGUGUCUGGCGUCUGGCAUACUGCUCCCAGGUGGUCCAGGUUUACAUGACCCAUGUGAGAAAGAGCCUACAGACACUCUUGCUGACAUGACAGACCAGGAGGCUGAGGCCAUCACCUACGGCGCGCAGCAUGCUCUCAGACUCAUGGCAUUUGGACAGAUCUACAAGGUGUUAGAGAUGGAGCCUCUUCCCUCAAAUAAACCAUCACAGAAAUACCCUUGGUCUGAUAAAGAAGGUUUAGGGCUAAAGAGGCCAUAUGAAGAUGGAACGAUGGAUGACAAGGACCUUAUUAAGAAGAUGAAGAGGAACCUUAGAAAAGUCCUCGACAGUAAAGCCAUAGACUCCAACCAGCCAAUGAACGCCCUGAUGCGCUUGAACCAGAUCCGACCCGGGCUGCAGUACCGCCUGCUGUCCCAGUCGGGGCCAGUCCACGCCCCGGUCUUCACCAUGUCUGUGGAUGUGGACGGAACCGUCUAUGAGGCGUCCGGCUCCUCCAAGAAGACAGCCAAGCUCCAUGUUGCUGUCAAGGUUCUCCAGGCGAUGGGCUACCCGACAGGUUUCGACUCAGAUCUGGACCCCAUGAGCUCAGAUGAGAAGUCUGACAGCGAGGGGAAGAGUGAGACAUCCUCACACUCUAGCAAUAACCCAACACACUCCUCAGAUGGUUCCAACACGCUGGAGGUGCGAACUCAGGGUCCCAUCCUGACGGCAAGUGGGAAGAAUCCUGUAAUGGAGCUGAACGAGAAGCGACGAGGCCUCAAAUACGAGCUGAUCUCUGAGAGUGGCGGCAGCCACGACAAACGCUUUGUCAUGGAGGUGGAGGUCGAUGGGCAGAAGUUUCGUGGGGCUGGACCCAACAAAAAAGUAGCAAAGGCCAGCGCCGCUUUGGCAGCCCUGGAAAAACUCUUCUCUGGUCCCAACGCAGCUGCAAACAAGAAGAAAAAGAUCUUGCCUCCGACUAAAGGAGCGCUGGCGGCGGCAGCGGCAGCCUCGGCAGUAGCAGCACAGGUAGCAAGAGGAAGAGGAAGAGCGGCGCUGGCAAGAGGAGCCUUCGUCAGUGCUGCUGCACCUGGAUACGUCACACCGGGCUUCGGCACACCGUACGGCUACAGCCCGGCUGCAGCAGCUGCUCCUGCAUACGGUGGUCUGUUCAUUGACAAUCCUUUCUACCAGCCGCGUACCAUCGCUCCUUUUAUCAUUCACCUCGGUCCGCAGGAUCUCUUCUCUGACUUCUAAAGGCAGCAAGCUGUUGGGCGCCACUCAUCACACUUUUUUUUCUGUCUCUGCCCACUGGACACCUGGAUGCACACUCGUCCACCUGUUUGUUUGUCUGUCGGUCUGAACGAGGUCACCUUUUACUCCGUCCAGGCUGAUGGAGAGAUUGGCUCACAGACUUGGAGCAGUUUUCGGUUCGGUCAGAGAAACGGUCCUAUCUGCUGACAAGAGAGCCGCUGCUUUUCUUUUCUCUCUCCGCCCAGAUUAUCCUCCUCAGAGGAGAGCAAAAUUUACGCAAAGCAAUACUCGGAUUUUACGAGAAACGUGCAAGAGUAGGCUGAACUUUGGUCUUUUCGUAUAGCAAUACACCUGAACUCGUCUCUAAGCUACUUGAGAAGAUGUGAAUGUCCCACGGAGGUUUUACUCAACACAGCAUUGCAAUAGCUGAUUCUGAUUGUAUAUUCGGUGUACGUGUGUGUGUGUAUGUGUGACUAUAACAUGACUAUAUACACAUAUACCUAUGGUGUAUUUCUAUAACGAUGUGUUGAUGAAAAUAUCAUUAAUAUAUAAUGAUGUACUUAUGUAAAUACUCUAUAAAGUCUAAUAAUUGUUAUAAAAUAUUUUAGAAUUAUAAAGUGAAAUGUAACUGUAAUAUCACAGCAUAGCUUUUCUUCCAGUUUUAUAUACACUGAGCAAUUGAAGCUAGUUCUAGAAAAUGCAUUAUCUUUGGUAUUCCUAUUAACCCGUGCUAGUAGAAUAUUAAUGCUUCCUACUUUCCUUACUCCUUUUCUCUGUCUUUGAUGUCUAUCUGAGCCUUUCUGAGCACGCUCUCUGCCGCCUGCGGUGUGUUUAGACGGCCCCCGGACAAGAGGCGUGCCCUGCUGUACACACAACUAAAAGCAAAACUAAAAAAAAAAACACACACACACACUUUUUGCCUGUCAGAAAGCACAUUUUAUAGUCUCACUGCUGGCAGGGAACACCGUUGUUAUGAGCACUCUUUGUAUGUGCAUUUAAUGUAUGUGUUUGCUCUAAUGUCCGCUCUCCUCCCCCUCUGCCAUUCAUGGACACACAACCAUCAACCAACAGAACAAUCGUGAGCUCCGUCUCAUUCGCCUUAUAGGGUCCAAAAGCACAGCUGGCUUCUCACACACUCUUAUGUUAUCAUCUUUGCAGCUCUUCCCUGUUGGCUGGCGGUGAUGCAGAAAAAGCUUAGCUGCACAAGCUACUGGCAGACCUAAUUACAGAUAUAGAAAAGAGGAACUAUUCAGUGAGAACCGCAGGCAGCAUUUGGCCAUUUUUGUGGGCCGCAACGUUUUGCUGAAGCUUUGAUUAAAGAUUCAAGUCCAAUUCAAUCUGUUCUAAACUUGUGUAGCCUUACAUUUACAUGUGGGCAUUGAAAUAGUGUUUGGUUUUUACUAUCAAAAAGAAAAAUCAGUGAGGAAACUGUUCAAACUUUUUGUGAAUUUGGGCUAACUUGCAGAUUUUUCUGAGGUGGGGUUCUGUGGAGUUAUCAGUAGUCAGUAUGUAUCUAGGCAGCAGAAACAGGGAGCGGGUUUUUAUUAAGACCAACUUUAGGAUGUUUCAUCUGCAUUACUUUGGCAUGAUUUAAACAGGUAGGAUAUGCUCUACAUGUUUUUCAGCAUAGGUUACAUGCAUGUGUCACAAUGGGUAGGCCAUUUGACUUUAGUUGAAUCUUGGUCAGGAUGUCACUUUGAGAAGUUUGCAUGUUUUUCCAGCCUCCACUGAUAGUCCAAAACUGAAUGUUUGGUUCAUUGGCAACUCUAACUUAGGUGCAUGUGUGCAUGUUUGAAUGACCUGUUGCUCUCUGUUCUAGCUUUUUCACAAACUGUUGACUUAUGUAUGGGAUAUUUUGCCUCUUACCUGCUGAAUGUAAAAGGCAAGUGGUGGGAAAGGUUUGAGUUGUUUAUGAUUGGCAAAACUAAUCAUAAACAAUAUUCCUUAAAUCUGUUGUUAACUUGACUUUCCAGUGAGAAUUUUCCAUAUCCAGCAAUUUUUCGUCUGCUUUCCUCAAGAAGUGUAUUGACUACUAAUAAUUAUUUCACAGAACCCUAAUUUGACACCAAAGUUUUCGUUUUCAGAUCCUUGUUUUAUUUUAUUUUUGUUUAUUUAUUUAAGUAAAGGUUGCAGUACAGUCCCUGCAUGUUCAGUUGCAUUUUGUCAAUAAAAUAGUGUCUGAGGGGAUUUGAAUGAACAUACAUUUGUAGAUCCUGCAGAACACAAAGGUCAAUAAAAAAAACAACAUUAUUUUGGUUGUUAUUUUAUGCUAAACUAGAAUCAGCAAGAGUCUGUGAUUAGCUCCUCUUGGGAAGUUAGUGGCGUUUACAUCUUUCACAGAGCUCUUCACCAGCAUUGUUUCUUCUUUCCAUCCUUUAAAAGAAACCAGGUGUCAGUCAGCAAGGGGAAAAAUCGAAGGGAAUGUGCUUCAGAUGGCUUUGAUUCUCCUGUUACUCACUCUGAACUGGGCACCGCUUUGAUUUGUGGAGCUUAAAUUAAUCAGGAAUGACAUCUGAGAAAAAGUCGAUAAGCUUUGAAAGUUAAUUUUUCAAAACAACAAGUCAAGUCCUUAUUGUUAAAGAUGGAUUUUUGUAAAGUGCAUAAUCACGCAGAUGCCGACUCCUGAAGAGACAGCAUGAUCCGCCGACUAAUGAUGUUGAUUAAUUAUAUAGAUAAUAUUCAAGAUAAUCGUAUCCAAAGGUCUGAUUUAGACUGUAGUUCUGCUUUGCUCCUGUGGCGACUUUACAUGCAUGCUGUAACACUUGGUUGUGUUAAAACAGACCUUCCCUGUCAGCUGAGCUUUUCUGCCUCCUCUCUCUGCCCCUGCGCUGUCCCCCCAGAUGGCCCUCAUUAAUAAGGCAGACAGUCAUACCUCAGUGAGCAACCUUUUCAUUUCCCCUCAGACCAAACAGACGCGUAGGAGGAGUCACCCUGACUGCUGACCCCGUCCUCUCGCUGCGCCCGGCUGUACGGCCGCGCGCAGAGGACAGGUAGCGGAGUGAGAGCUCAGACAAACAUGGCCGACCUGAAAGUGGCACAGGUGGUCCAGAGGGGGAAGGUCCAGAACAAGGCGCAUCCACAGUCAAAGAGGCGUUAAUAUGCUGCAGCAGGCAGAGGUCCCGAUGUGUGUCGCUUGUUAGGAGCGGAGUAAUGGUGAAAUAUGUGGAACAGUAAAAGUGGGUUACAGUCUGCAGGACUUUGCAAAAGUCUUGAGUCAUUCAUCAUUCAUUUCAUUUAGCCUCCAUGGAGUAAGACUUCUCUUAAGCAUUGUUUUGUCUUGAAGCAAUGUCACAUCAAACAUGAUGAAGUUCUUUAUUUGGACUUUGGCUGCUUUGUGCACAACAAAGACAAAAUUGAUCAUGCAAUAAAUAGAUCCUAAACUUAAAUAAUAUUGUGUUCUGUCAACACAUAGUUUAGCCAAUACCCAACUUUAAAUGUGAUCUCUUCACAGAAGUUCUCAAAUCGUUCAUAGGUUUUUCAAUUAUAAUCAUUUUCCUAACCAUUUUAAAUGAGAUACAGGAAGACUUGGAGUAAUUUGAUGUGGUGUCAAUUUGCAAAAAGACAAAAUAAAUCAUUUUUCUUUUAGCAUUGCAUUACUUGAAGGUGGCAGUCUCAUUCUUAUCAGGAAUUUCAUAUAUCAAAGUUUUGAGUUGAUAAGGGUAACAGCAAGGUCCCUACAACUCAGAAUGUAGAUUUCCUAUCAAUCCCAACUUCUGAGAAAGUACAAAAUGUCAUUAGUUUGUUUUGGUAACAGCUUGCUUAAUGAUUUUCUGACUUGGAACGAUAACAUGGUUGAGUUUGAUUUGUUAUUUCCAGAUGGAGGUUCUAGCUAUAGAUGCCAGUAGAACACGUCAGUCACCACUAACACUUCAUCCUUUUCUUUUGAAAAACGGUCUACUGAUGCUUUUGCGACUCAUAAUUAAUGAAUCUCAUUUGCUGUUGGUGCUUAUUGGCUUCAAGUCACAGUUAAUUUGUUUGUAUUUAUCUUCCUAAUAGGUAGCACAAACAGGAGUACAACUAAAGGUUGCAAAGUGAGCUACUGUGGAUAGAAAAUGAGUGAAAUAGCAGCUAAAUUCCAAAGAGAAAAUUUAAAAGAUCUUUGAAAUAUGUUGAGCAAGGUCACUUUGAAAUGCUACAGGAUCGUUUCAAACUUGAGGCAAAAGAAAAAGCAGUUUUUCAAAGUCUUGAGCCCUGUUUUGCAUGAUCCAUAUCAAUUUAAUAAUGAAUUAGGCUGUUUUUCAGGUUGACUGAACGUUAUGAUACUUUAUAUUGUGAUGUGUUAGUGGUCUCCCAAACUAUAUAUAUAUAUA
Gambusia affinis (western mosquitofish) is the source of this 7075-nucleotide messenger RNA. RefSeq names its product spermatid perinuclear RNA binding protein. Gene Ontology annotation, cellular component: precatalytic spliceosome. The record is from RefSeq and is a predicted model, not a curated record. The transcript has 19 exons. Bases 519 to 2768 code for a protein of 749 amino acids. NCBI's taxonomy places the organism in Eukaryota, Metazoa, Chordata, Actinopteri, Cyprinodontiformes, Poeciliidae. Gene Ontology annotation, molecular function: single-stranded RNA binding; double-stranded RNA binding.